UGACGCGUGUGCAGCUGACGUGUAGCCUGGGGAAGGAAGUAACGUCAGGUAGCUUUGACACUUGGGUUUCUGCUACUUUAAUUGUGUGCAUACAUUAACAGUUCAUAAUGUUAUUAGCUAAGUAGCUAACAAAACUACAACAGAAGAAAAAACGGAGCAAUUCCUACAGUGCAGUUAGAAUUGGAGAGAGAGCUACCAAACGUUGAGUCAUGGGUAGACGGAAGGUACCAGACUUGUACCGAGCCCCCUUCCCCCUCUAUACCGUCAAAGUAGAUCCUAAAACGGGGUUGGUAAUCACGGCGGGCGGCGGAGGUGCCUCGAAGACGGGGAUAAAGAACGCUCUGCACUUCCUGGGUUUGGGGAUGUCAGGGGGCCAGUUCACUGCCACGCUGCUCCACACCCACGACACAGAGACGCGGGCCACCAUGAACAUGGCCCUGGGGGGCGACGUCAUCGCCGCGGGGCAGGACGGGAGCUGCUGCCUCAUGCGGUUCAGACGCAAGGAGGAGAAGGAGGGACGCAAGGCUGCAGCCACAGAGGGGGGCAGCAGAGAGCAGGGUGGCACCAGGAGGAGAGCAGGGCGGGGGGCCAGAGAGGGGGCCUCUGGGGCCGCGGGGGGGGACACCAAGGAGGACACGCCCCAGAUCUUCGUGGAGGGGGUGGGGGAGGUGCAGUCUGAUCUCAACCCCCAGGACCCCCUCCAGAAGGUGGUCAGGUUCAGCCCAGACCUCAGUCUGCUGCUGGUCGGGGGCACGGACGGGCAUAUACGAGUCUGGGAGUAUCCAUCCCUGAAGGAGAAGUAUGACUUCAAAGCCCACGAGGGGGAGGUAGAAGACUUGGACAUUAGUGAAGACAACAAGCACCUGGUGACGGUGGGCAGAGACCUGGCCUGCAGCCUGUGGUGUGGGACACAGCUAAACAUGAGCCUAGACUGGAGCAGAGCUCUGCCUCAGGUGGCAGAGAGGACCUACAGAUACCAGGCCUGCAGGUUUGGCCGGGUGGAAGACCAGGAGGAAGCCCGGAGGCUGUACACCGUCCAGAUCCCUCACAAGCGAGACAGGAAGCCCCCACAGUGCUACCUCACCAAGUGGGAUGCAUCCAACUUCCUGCCCAUGCUAGUGGCCCCCUGCGGCACCGAGGUCAUAUCCUGUCUGGCCGUCAGUGACUCUGGAACAUACUUAGGGCUGGGGACUGUGACAGGAUCCGUGGCUGUCUACAUUGCCUUCUCACUCCAGAGGCUGUACUACGUGAAGGAGUCUCAUGGCAUUGUGGUGACAGAUGUGUGCUUCCUGCCUGACUCUGCUCAAGGCCAGCUGAUGCGAGGCAACCACGAGGCCGCCAUGUUGAGUGUGGCGGUGGACAGUCGCUGCCAGAUGCAUACUGUCCGCAGCAGAUGGUCCCUCCCGCUGUGGCUGCUACUGGUCCUGGGGGGCCUCCUAGUAUUGGGGGCAGUCCUGCUGCAGCUGCUCCUCCCAGGAGCCCUGUAGCUGCUGACCAGGACCUAGAGGAGCCCUGUAGCUGCUGACCAGGACCUAGAGGAGCCCUGUAGCUGCUGACCAGGACCUACAGGAGCCCUGUAGCUGCUGACCAGGACCUAGAGGAGCCCUGUAGCUGCUGACCAGGACCUAGAGGAGCCCUGUAGCUGCUAACCAGGACCUAGAGGAGCCGACCAGGACCCUGCAGACCUGAGGCUGUGUUCCCGGAGCCUGCAGCAGCAACACCACCUCCACACCUCAGCCUCACAGCCAGCCUGCUAACAGCAGCCUCACCCAUUAUUGAUUUUAUUUAAUUUCUGAAACUGGUUUGUUUGAUCCCUGGUUCCCAUGACAACCCUGGUUACCCCACCUGACAUACUUGGUUCAACCAGACCUGCAUCCAUCUUCAUAUCUAAUUCUGUAUCAGGGCGAGAUUUAAGGGCCUGUGGGGUUAGCUUAGUGGGAGGUUCUGUAUCACCAGGAAUGUACAAGGACCAAGGCCUUUUUUAUUCGAAUAUUUAAGGAGUUGUGUAAAAUAUAUAAAUCUACUUUAAAAUUA
This is a messenger RNA of Osmerus eperlanus (European smelt), 2034 nucleotides long. RefSeq names its product prolactin regulatory element binding (gene preb). Lineage: Eukaryota; Metazoa; Chordata; Actinopteri; Osmeriformes; Osmeridae. Gene Ontology annotation, molecular function: GTPase activator activity; protein binding; guanyl-nucleotide exchange factor activity. Bases 210 to 1487 code for a protein of 425 amino acids. The record is from RefSeq and is a predicted model, not a curated record. The transcript is spliced from 10 exons. Gene Ontology annotation, biological process: protein secretion. Gene Ontology annotation, cellular component: endoplasmic reticulum membrane.